UAAAAGUUUUGUACGUUUGCACGGCUUUUAUGUACGGACGGAACGUUACGGACGUGGCUGGGACGCUGACGCGGCACUUUGCCACGUCACCCGGCCUUCUUCUAGGGUUUUACGAUCUGGAGCUCGGCGAGUGGCGAUUCCAUCCAUGGCGGAGGAGGGCCAGCCGCAGCAAAACUACUCGAAUCCACUCACGGCGUUCUUCCACGUCGUCUUCAAGGGAUCCGCGAUCGCAUUCUACAUCCUCUGCUCCUUCUUCGUCAGCAGCUUCAUCAUCCAGUUCGUGGUCACCGUCCUUUUGGCGGCGCUGGAUUUCUGGGUGGUGAAGAACGUGAGCGGUAGAAUCCUGGUGGGGCUGCGCUGGUGGAAUGAGAUCGAUGACCAAGGCGAGAGUGUGUGGCGAUUUGAGUCGCUGGAUCAACAGUCUCUGGAGAGGCUCAACAAGAAGGAUACAUGGCUCUUUUGGUGGACGCUCUACAUUGCUCCUGGGAUAUGGCUAGCUCUGGGCCUUGUCGCGCUCAUUAAGUUCAACUUCGACUAUCUACUGAUCGUGGGGAUUUGUCUCACGCUCGGAGUUGCCAACAUCAUCGGAUUCACCAAAUGCCGGAGAGAUGCCAAGAAGCAAAUCCAGUCGCUUGCUUCUCAAGUCGUGACGGGUCAUAUGGCAUCCAGGCUACAAAACGCUUUCAACUUUUAGAAGAAUCAGCACAGAAAAAGUUUUGUACACUGCCCGACUCGCAGGGAAUGGAAAUUCUUUUCUCUAGAGAAGUAUAAACGCAUUUCCGCUGUU
Molecule: messenger RNA, 787 nt
Organism: Selaginella moellendorffii
Lineage: Eukaryota; Viridiplantae; Streptophyta; Lycopodiopsida; Selaginellales; Selaginellaceae
Product: Golgi apparatus membrane protein-like protein ECHIDNA
Exons: 6
Coding region: 146-694 (182 amino acids)
Biological process (GO): protein secretion; vesicle-mediated transport
Cellular component (GO): Golgi membrane
Source: RefSeq, a predicted model, not a curated record